This is a messenger RNA of Staurois parvus, 313 nucleotides long. The record is from the annotation of a GenBank genome assembly. Lineage: Eukaryota; Metazoa; Chordata; Amphibia; Anura; Ranidae.
CUGUGUCCAAUCACAGCUGAUCACUGAUCAUCAAAGCACUGAUGAUCAGUGUGCCCUGAUGAUCAGUGUAGCCCCAGCAGUGCCACCUGUCAGUGUCCAUCAGUGCCAGCUCUCAGUGCUCAUCCAUGCCACCUGCCAGUGCCCAUCAGUGCCAGCUGUCAGUGCUCAUCAGUGCCUCAUGCUAGUGCCCAUCAGUGCCACAUCAAUGCCACAUAUCAGCUCCUACCAGUGCACAUCAAUGCCACAUAUCAAUGCCAAUCAGUGCCACCUAUCAGUGCUGCCAAUCAGUGCCACCUAUCAGUGCCAGUCAGUG